Molecule: messenger RNA, 1632 nt
Organism: Trichoderma reesei QM6a
Lineage: Eukaryota; Fungi; Ascomycota; Sordariomycetes; Hypocreales; Hypocreaceae
Exons: 5
Coding region: 1-1632 (543 amino acids)
Molecular function (GO): iron ion binding; heme binding; monooxygenase activity
Source: RefSeq, a predicted model, not a curated record
AUGGCUACUGUCCAAGCUCUUCUCCCCUGGCUGGCCGUUGUCAGUCUUGUUGGCGGCAUCUACUACGUAUGGUAUCGCGUAUUCUCCUAUCAAGGAAUCCCAAAGAGCCUGGCUUUCGCCAACUCGGAUGGCUCCUUUUUCUCCCGCGGCCGGGCCUCUCUAGGCUCUGUCUUUGAAGUCAACUCUCUUCUAUGGGCUGGCCACCGAGACCACUCCAAGAAGGGACGCCCUUAUAUCCUCCCUGACAUCUUCACGGGCCACCAAGUCAUCCUACCCCCAGAGAACCUCCAAUGGUUGAUGAAGCAGCCAGCAACCGUCCUCAGCCAAAGAGAAAGCAACAACGAGUUCCUCGCUGCCAAGCACACAUUUCUCAAUUGCGUUGCCGCCGACGACAACGAAUGGGUCUUUGUAGUCAACCUCAUCAAAGACAUAACCAAAGAGCUCAACAACAAGACCAACGAUGUCAUUGAAGAGAUUCAAGCUGCCCUGGAUGACCUCUGGGGCAACGACACCACCAACUGGAAGCAAGUUGAGCUCCUGGAUGUCUGCCUGGAGCUCAUGAGUCGUAUCGUCAGCCGCAUGUAUGUCGGACUCCCGCUUUGUCGAGACCAGACAUAUCUUUCCAGUUCAACGCACUUUGCAAAGUUCAUUCUUGUGGAGGCGCUUCUGGCACAGCUGACGCCGAAGCCGCUUCGGCCGCUGCUGGGUCCUCUUUUGGCGCAGUAUGACUGGAUGCAGUUCAAGCGCAUGGACAAAUGCGUGAAUCCCAUCAUCAGGGAGCGCGCAAGGCGGUUCGGUAGGAUGGAAGAUGGCGAGAACAAGGAUCCUGAUCAGCCUAGUGAUCUCCUGUCUCGCCUGAUGCAAGAAGCGUACCGUCGCAACGACGACCCCUGCAGGUCGCAGAGUCACAGCAGCAAGCUCUUGGCCAUUCUCAACUGGGCGGCCAUCCAGGUCCAGGGCAUCACGCUUGAGAAUGCUCUGAUUGAUAUCGCCCAUGCCCCUCAGAGCGUCGAGAUCCAGGACAAGCUGCGAGAGGAAGCACUCGCUGCUGACGCCGCCGACCCUGCUGUGCGCUGGACUCGCGCAGAGGUUGCAAAGCUGCCGAGGAUGGACAGCGUCAUGACGGAGAGCCUUCGCCUCUGGGGCUUCGCGCACGGCAUCAUCAAGGUCGUCGUUGCUAAAGAGGGCGUUGAUCUACCCACGGGAGAGCACAUUCCGUACGGGGCAAAGAUUGGAAUCGGCAGCUACGGCUUGCAUCACGAUGCGGAGGUUUAUCCAGGAGAGUCACCUUUUACGUUUGAUCCGUUCCGGUUCUUGGAUGACAAGGCCGAGGCGCAGACGACGGGGCUGAAGUUUGCGGCUACGAGUGACACGUAUCUCGCCUUUAGUCACGGCAGAUAUGCCUGUGCUGGGCGGUUUUUUGCGAAUCAUCUGCUCAAGCUGUUGUUGUCGCAGAUUGUGAUGCGGUACGACAUUAAGCAUGACACGGAGCCUCGGCCUCAGAACCCUUGGUUCAGCUACGUCUCGCCGCCACCAAUUGGCUACAAGCUGUCUGCAUCAGCUACGUUGAUUUUGAUUCUGCACCUCGCUCAAAGAGAAUACGCUACCUCAGUGCCACAGAAGGAUGGAUGA